AUGUCAUUCAGCAACAUUGACAAUACUGAACGACAAACCAUAACUAAAGCACUUCAUCUUGUGGAAGAAAUACGAGAAAAGCUACAAGAAAGAAUUAAGUCAUCAGAAGAUCAAUUAAAAAAUUACGAUAUUUUGAUCGAACAAAAGAUUAAAGAAUACAAAGAUAUAAAUGAAAAGACACAAAUAGCUAAUGCCCGACUUGAUGUUGGACCAUCAUCGCCAUUGUUACCAACAGGUAACAGAUACGAACAACAUCGAGAAGAAGAGAAACAAUAUCGAGGGGAAGAAGAACAACAUUGGGAGGAGGAAGAACAACACCGGGAAGAAGAACAACAUCGGGAAGAGGAAGAGAAACAACAUCGAGGGGAAGAAGAACAACAUCGGGAGGAGGAAGAACAACACCGGGAAGAGGAAGAACAACACCGGGAAGAGGAAGAACAACACCGGGAAGAAGAACAACAUCGGGAAGAGGAAGAAGAAUAUGGGAAAGAAGAACAACAUCGGGAAGAGGAAGAACAACAUCAAAAGCAAGAAAACAUCAUCUUACCGUCAUCCGAUUUAUUUUAUGAUAUUUAUACGAGUGAUCAUGAGAAGGGAUCUGGUGAAGACCUUCUCACUAUCGCACCAUUAAAACAUAGCUACUUUUCUUCUACCCUUGAUUCAGAUGAAAACGCUUACACAAUAACUGAUGACGAAUCUGAUCAAGAAUUCUUAAAUAGUAAUAGAAAAUUCAUCGGUAGCUCACAAUUAAAUAUUAAUUACAGCUCUAAUUUCAAUUUUUUGAGUCCAACACACACUAACCAUUCAGAUAGUACUAACCAGUUCACUACGCCAUCAAUACAUAAAAAUAACGAUGCUGCUGCUCGUCAUUUGGAUCAUAAUCUAUCAAAUCACUUGAUUGAUCCAACUAAUUUCUCAUCUUCAAAUGAUACCGACUAUCAUAUUCAUACACCACCUCCAACAGUCAACAAUAUCGAUGAAUCUAUUAAUGCUCCCUUGAAUCACAAUUUAUCAAAAAAUUCAACAAAAAACAUAGUCAACCCAAUUUGUACAACCAAUCCUAUUUCCGUUGACCAAUCUACAAACACAAAAAUCCCAAUAAUAAAUGACAAUAAAUUCGAUGCUUCUGAUCUGUACCAACAACAACCUAAAAUCGUCAACCCUACUACUAUUGCUACUUCACUCACUUUUAACGAUAAUGAUAAUUCAAAACAAACUCAUCAAUCAUCCUUCUCUAUCGAUGGUGAUGAACAUGCGUCUCCGAUUUUAAACCAUCAAUCACCAAGUAUUAUUAAUGACAAUAAUUCAACUUCACCAAUGAAAACCCAUCAAUCAUCCUCUUCUAUCGAUGAUAAUCAUGUCCGCCAACCUCCAAUUUUAAACCAUCAAUCACCAAGUAUCAUUAACAAUAAUAGCUCAACUUCACCAACACAAACGAAUAAACCCACUUUUAUCGAUGAUAAUCAUACAUCUCCAACUUCUCCAAUUUUAAAUCGUCGACCUCCAAUUUUAAACAGCCAUCCAUUUUCCAUUGAUACUAACCGUGCAACAUCAAAGAUGAAAAUCAACAAACUAUCCAAAAACAUAAUCAAUCCACAUUCGAGUUUUAUUGAUAAUAGUACCGAUGACUAUGAUGACACAGAUCUACCAAUUGUUAUUAAAAAAGACCCAUUAUCAUUAAAUGAACUUGGAAGAACCAUCCAAACAUCAAUUUUUCAUCCUUCACCUUCAACAACUGAUGUUAGAGCAAAAACAAAAAUAAAGGAACCGUUAAGUAAAAACCCUAUUGUAAUCAUAGAUUUGGAAGAUGAAAAUAAUGGUGUUACUGGUAAAAUAGCAGAAUCUUCUUCAAAAAAAUCGACAUGUUCAAAUCCGAUCGUUAUCAAAUCAGACGACGAGGUUCCUGUUAAAGCUAGUGCUAGACGUAGCAAAGUAAAACGUAUUGUUGCCCCUGUUAAUAACAGAGUCGUCAAAAAACAUACAAUACCGGGAGAUAUAAUCUCCGACAAUAAAAGGCGCCGCUUAAGGAAAAAGGGCGCACAAUUUGAUGAGGAAGAAAAAUAA
Messenger RNA from Entrophospora candida, 2064 nucleotides. NCBI's taxonomy places the organism in Eukaryota, Fungi, Glomeromycota, Glomeromycetes, Entrophosporales, Entrophosporaceae. The record is from the annotation of a GenBank genome assembly.